CGUUCCUCAAGCAACCUGGGCUCUUUAAAAAGCAGCAGAGGUGGGAGAAAGCGGCCUUUUCAGCUUUGCAGGUGGGUUGGGAUUUCUGCUGGGAAGCAUCACAAGAAGAGAGCGCUUCUUUGAAGAAUUGUGAAGUCAGUGACCCCAGCAAAAGAGGCACAAGUGCAGGUUGCAUGAAGAAUUAAAGAUGGCAAAAAGUGAUGAUUGCGUACGCAUCUUGCAGGGUCUGUUAGUCUUUGGGAAUGUGGUCAUUGGGAUGUGCGGCAUUGCCCUGACAGCAGAGUGUAUCUACGUUGUGUCUAGCCCCAAUGAUCCCUACCCUCUCCUGAAAGCCACAGCAAACAAUGGAAUCUAUGCUGCUGCCUGGAUUGGCAUCUUUGUUGGCCUUGCACUCUUUGCUCUGUCUAUCCUUGGUAUUAUUGGAGUCAUUAAGGCCAGCAGGACCUUGCUGCUGGUGUACAUCAUUCUGAUGCUGAUCACUUUUGCAUUUGAAAUAGCUUCUUGCAUCACAGCAGCGACCUACCAAGACUCCCACACUCCAGGUGUAUUCCUGAAGCAAAUGCUGGAGGGAUAUCAGAAGACAGAGCCAGCCAGUAACAGUGACAAAGAGCUCACAAAGACAUGGGAUAAACUCAUGCUUCAGAACCAUUGCUGUGGGGUGCUGGGCCCCUCUGACUGGCAGGAGUACACGUCUGCCUUCCGCGACACACACAACGAUGCCGACUACCCCUGGCCACGGAAUUGCUGCGUCCUGGAUACACAAGGGCUUCCCGUCAACCUUGAUGGCUGCAAACUUGGAGUGCCUGGCUACUAUAACAGCAAUGGUUGUUAUGAUGCUAUUUCUGGGCCAGUGAACACACAUGCCUGGGGUGUUGCCUGGUUUGGCUUUGCCAUCCUCUGCUGGACUUUCUGUGUCCUCCUUGGUACCAUGUUCUACUGGAGUGGGAUUGAAUACUGAAGGCCCAGCGUCCUCAGUGCUGUCCUGAAGAGCCAUGUGAAUCUGCAUGUGUUUGUCUUCUGUUCCACUCUCCUUGGGCCAUGGAAGAUUUGAAGUUUUCCCACCACCUCUCCCAUAUAUACUUUUGCCCCCCCAUAAACUUGACGCAAAGAACUGAUGACUGCAGGAAAGAAUCUUCGUGUCCGUGCUUUGCCCCUUGUUCUGCAGCCUUAAUGCCUCCUGGCUGAGGUACAAUUCUUUUUUCACUGUGCAAGAAAUCCUGGAGCAUAAGGAAAAAAGUGAUCUGAUUUGUUCUCUGAUGACAUCAGAAAAGAAACACUUGCUCCAGAAAAAUGUCUCUCUAAAAUUAGUUUGAAUUUAAAUUAUAAUGCUUCAGCAAGGGCUGUGUGAGCAAAACUGUAACCUCCUGUGAGCAAUAAGGACGGAUGCUGCAAGGGAGAAGACUGCAGACCUCUCUAUUAUAUUUUACUGUUCAACUUCUCUUGCUGGUCUCUGUCACCCUUGCCUUAGAAUAAGGCAGAUUCUCUGAGCAUUGAUGUGUGUCAGCGAUAAAAACAUGUCACAGAUAAAAAGUCUGUUGCUAGUCAAGCCCAAUAAAAGGCUAGCUCACUCCUCAGCAAUAUGCUGCCUAUAUUCAAGCCUACCUCCUGUCUUUGAUGAAACUACUGCAUGUGCUCCUACCUUCAGAAGUGCCAGUCCAGGAAAAGCUCCAUUUGCUAACAAGCAACUUCCUCAAAAAAGCUGUUAUGUACUUCACACAAGAUUUCAUACACCUACGGGCUAGAAUUUGUGCAGACUACAAGGGGUUCUGUGCUGUAGUUGCCUUUACAAAAGUGGCUGUCCCAUGCUCCUAGUUUACUGUGCUUCUUGCUUCAGCUACCUGUGUGUAUAUGGUCACAUCCCCUGCGUCAUUCCCCUUCCACAUCCCCGGAUCAGGUAGGACAAACGGCAAAUAAUGGCAGUGAGUAACUCUUGUGAAAAAAUGCAAGCAAGGAGCUAACUGAACCAAACCCAGUCCUUGCAUCAGUACUUGCAGUUCUCACUCAGUUCAAUAAAGGCUGUUUACUUUG
Messenger RNA from Corvus hawaiiensis (hawaiian crow), 2028 nucleotides. RefSeq names its product uroplakin 1B (gene UPK1B). NCBI's taxonomy places the organism in Eukaryota, Metazoa, Chordata, Aves, Passeriformes, Corvidae. The transcript is spliced from 9 exons. Gene Ontology annotation, cellular component: membrane. The record is from RefSeq and is a predicted model, not a curated record. The coding region runs from base 188 to 958 and encodes 256 amino acids.